This is a messenger RNA of Ochotona curzoniae (black-lipped pika), 3315 nucleotides long. RefSeq names its product myelin transcription factor 1 (gene MYT1). The record is from RefSeq and is a predicted model, not a curated record. The coding region runs from base 1 to 3315 and encodes 1104 amino acids. Lineage: Eukaryota; Metazoa; Chordata; Mammalia; Lagomorpha; Ochotonidae. Gene Ontology annotation, biological process: regulation of transcription by RNA polymerase II. The transcript has 21 exons. Gene Ontology annotation, molecular function: zinc ion binding; DNA-binding transcription factor activity, RNA polymerase II-specific; RNA polymerase II cis-regulatory region sequence-specific DNA binding. Gene Ontology annotation, cellular component: nucleus.
AUGAGCCUGGAGAAUGAUGACAAGCGGGCUCGCACGCGCUCCAAGGCUCUCCGAGGACCCCCGGACACAGCAGGCCCAGACCUCAGCUGCCCCACCCCAGGAUGCACGGGCUCAGGCCACGUUCGGGGCAAAUACUCCAGGCACCGCAGCUUGCAGAGCUGCCCUCUGGCCAAGAAGAGGAAGCUGGAGGGCUCUGAGGCUGAGCAUCUGGGGUCCAAGAGGAAGUCCCAGCCCCUGGGGCUGACGCUGGGUGCAGGUGAUGGCGCAGACAGUGAGAGCAGCGAGGACCCCGAGGUGAAGGCCGCCUCUGUUUCGGGAGAAUCGGACGGAACCCCAGAGGAGGCUGCGGCCAGGCUGCCUGGGCAGGAGCAGAUUCAUCGUCUGGAGCCAGCUGCAGGGAGGAGCCCUCUCAAGUCCCAUUUUGGACCCAAGCCUGGCAGCAGCCCCCCCAGCUCCUCCAAGGGUGGCUGCAGCAGCUACCAGGGGGUCAUCGCAGCAUCUCUCCUCACCCUUGGCCAGAUCCCGGAGGAGGCCCUGGGUGGAGAAGACCCAGGCCUGGGGGCCAGGCAGGGCCCGGCUGUGGCGCGGCUGCUUCAGGAGGGAGCCGACAAGGGACAGAAGGACCUGUUUGUCCGAGCAGGAGAUGUAGGAGAGGCCCUUGAGGUCAGUGAUCUGCACAACCAGGAGCCCCAGCCGCGAGCCCUGGAGGAGGUGGCCAGAGAGGUGUCUAGCCAGCAGAAGGGUCCCCAGGAAGAUGAUGAGGAUGACGAUGACGAUGAGGAUGAGGACGAGGAGGAGGAUGAGGAGGAGGAAGAAGAAGAAGAUGGCAUGGAGGAGGAAGAGGAAGAAGAGGAUGUAGAGGAAGAGGAGGAAGAGGAUGAGGAUGAGGAGGCAGCGACAGCCUCUGAUGUGAUAUUUGAGGAUGCCACUUCCUGCACCUCUGCCCAGAAGGGCCUGGAACCAGCCAGCCCUAAGCCGGAAUAUUCUGUCCUGGUGGAGGUCCGCUCAGAUGAUGACAAGGAUGAGGAUGCACGCUCCCCACGGUCGGCUGUCACAGAUGAGUCUGAGCUAUAUGAUGUGCUGACCCGUGGGAAUCUGGGCCUCCUGGAGCAGGCCAUCGCCCUGAAAGCCGAGCAGGUGCACGAGCCAGGCAGCCCCCUCUCUGAACAGGGUCCCCCGGGCCCGGGAGAGGCAGGAAAGGCAGCCAAGUCCCUAGAUGCCAUGCGCAAGAGCUACUAUAACAAAGAUCCUUCGAGAGCUGAGAAGCGGGAGAUCAAGUGCCCAACACCCGGCUGUGACGGCACUGGGCACGUGACGGGGCUGUACCCGCACCACCGCAGCCUGUCUGGCUGCCCCCACAAGGACAGGAUCCCCCCGGAGAUCCUGGCCAUGCAUGAGAAUGUGCUGAAGUGCCCGACUCCUGGCUGCACAGGUCAAGGCCAUGUGAACAGCAACCGCAACACGCACAGGAGCUUGUCUGGCUGUCCUAUUGCCGCUGCGGAAAAGUUAGCCAAAACCCAUGAGAAGCCACCACCACAGCCGGGAGAGCUCUCCAAGAGCGGCUCUAGCUCUGAUCGGAUCCUCAGGCCCAUGUGCUUUGUGAAGCAGCUCGAAGUCCCUCCAUACGGGAGCUACCGGCCCAGCAUGGCCCCUGCCACCCCCAGAGCCAACCUGGCCAAGGAGCUGGAGAAGUUCUCCAAGGUUACCUUUGACUACGCAAGUUUUGAUGCUCAGGUUUUUGGCAAACGUGUGCUUGCCCCAAAGAUUCAGACCAGCGAAACCUCACCCAAAGCCUUUCAAUGCUUCGACUACUCGCAUGACGCUGAGGCUGCGCACAUGGCUGCCACCGCCAUCUUAAACCUCUCCACUCGCUGCUGGGAGAUGCCCGAGAACCUCAGCAUGAAACCCCAGGACCUGCCCGGCAAGGCUGGAGACAUCGAGGUGGAUGAGAACGGGACUCUGGACCUGAGCAUGAAUAAGCACCGGAGACGCGAGCACACCGUCCCCAGCAGCAGUAGCAGCAGCAGCAGCCCCGGUGUCCGAUCGCCUGAUGUUGGCCAGCGUCCGGGCAGCACCAUGACCUCACCCCUGUGUGGCCAGGCCUCCCGCCAGGAUGAAUGGGACCGGCCCCUGGACUAUACCAAACCUAGCCGCCCGCGGGAGGAGGAACCAGAGGAGUCAGAGCCAGCAGCCCAUUCUUUUGCUUCUUCUGAAGCAGAUGACCAGGAGGUGCCAGAGGAGAGCCUCGAGGAGCGCAAGUACCCGGGAGACGUUACCCUGACCAACUUCAAGCUCAAAUUCCUCUCCAAGGACAUAAAGAAGGAACUGCUCACCUGUCCCACGCCGGGUUGUGAUGGCAGUGGCCACAUCACUGGGAACUACGCCUCCCACCGCAGCCUCUCUGGUUGCCCUCUUGCUGACAAGAGCCUCAGAAACCUCAUGGCUGCCCACUCUGCUGACCUCAAGUGCCCCACACCUGGUUGUGAUGGCUCUGGCCACAUCACAGGGAACUAUGCGUCACAUCGGAGCCUGUCUGGCUGCCCUCGUGCCAAGAAGAGUGGGGUGAAGGUGGUACCUAGCAAGGAUGAUAAGGAGGACCCUGAGCUGAUGAAGUGCCCAGUGCCUGGCUGUGUGGGACUUGGUCACAUCAGUGGCAAAUAUGCCUCCCACCGGAGUGCGUCUGGCUGUCCACUGGCCGCACGGAGGCAGAAGGAGGGCGCCCUCAACGGCUCGUCCUUCUCCUGGAAGUCACUGAAGAAUGAGGGGCCUACUUGCCCCACACCAGGUUGCGAUGGCUCUGGCCAUGCCAACGGGAGCUUCCUCACCCACCGGAGCUUGUCCGGCUGUCCCAGGGCAAGCUUUGCUGGAAAGAAGGGAAAACUCUCAGGGGACGAGGUUCUCAAUCCAAAGUUCAAAACCAGUGAUGUGCUGGACAACGAUGACGAGAUCAAGCAGCUGAACCAGGAGAUCCGGGACCUGAACGAGUCCAAUUCGGAGAUGGAGGCCGCCAUGGUGCAGCUGCAGUCCCAGAUCUGCUCCAUGGAGAAGAGCCUGCGGACCAUCGAGGAGGAGAACAAGCUCAUUGAGGAGCAGAAUGAAGCCCUCUUCCUGGAGCUGUCUGGCCUGAGCCAGGCCCUUAUCCAGAGUCUUGCCAACAUCCGCCUCCCGCACAUGGAGCCAAUAUGUGAACAGAACUUCGAUGCCUAUGUGAGCACUCUCACGGACAUGUACUCCAACCAGGAGUGCUACCAGAGCCCCGAGGACAAGCACCUCCUGGAGAGCAUCAAGCAAGCCGUGAGGGGCAUCCAGGUCUAA